Molecule: messenger RNA, 3747 nt
Organism: Nomascus leucogenys (northern white-cheeked gibbon)
Lineage: Eukaryota; Metazoa; Chordata; Mammalia; Primates; Hylobatidae
Gene: SLC25A27
Product: solute carrier family 25 member 27
Exons: 9
Coding region: 2422-3468 (348 amino acids)
Biological process (GO): response to cold
Source: RefSeq, a predicted model, not a curated record
CCGCUGACCCAGAGAUGGCCCCGAGCAAGCAAGUUCCUACUGUCCGGCUGCGCGGCUACCGUGGCCGAGCUAGGCAUGUGCUGUGGUGCUUGAAGGUUGUACUUUAAGAAGCUUCGCGAGCUGUCAUUCCUCUGUAGGAAUCAUUUUCCUUUUCAUGAGGAUGACCUUUUUAAAAACGUAAUCUGUUUCCCGUCCUUACUGAGAUAAUCUCUGUGGUUUAUAGUCUUACACAGCCACACUGUCAUUAUCUUGUGGGUCCAAGUUGUGGACCUACCUUGUGGGACUUCCGUUAUUAACCUGCCACUCACAGAGCAUCGACUUAAGCAUCCGCCGGUUACUUGACCUUUUUGAGUGUAAUUCAUCUAUACUGUUUACCUUGCAGGAUUCUGAGAAGUCAAUAAUAUAUGAUUGCUAAACCCAAGGCAGGACACCCAUUAGUUGCGACAUUUUUAUAAUUCCUACAAUACCAGGGACUGUGGAUAUAUAUUUGAAAAGACCCAGUUCUGACCUUCUUACAGGCUGCUGGGGAGACAGAGAAAGACAAUUAUAAUGUGCUACUUGUUAUAAAGGAGAUAUUAUUAGGUGUCACAAAAGCAUAGAAGAGCAGUUACAUCUGCCUAAAUGAGUAAGAAGAAACUUUAAGAGGCCAUCUAGAGUGGAAUGAUGAUGCCCUUGAAUGAGCAAGUAGCGUUUAUUCCAAGGAUUUUCUGAGUAGUGUACUCAUGUGUUUCCUGUGAAGCCUUAACUGUGUAUUUUAAGAUUACCCUUUACAUUUUCUUGCCUGUUACAAAAAAAUAAAAAGAACAGUUCUGAUGCGUUAUCAUUUGUAAAUGUUAGUUGGUCCUAUUUUAAGAGUUUAUUUUUUAAUUCUAGCAUAGCCAGCCACGAUCUGUUGUUUCGUGCUCUUCCGUUUUUGCCUUUUAGCCCCUCUAUUUUUUAAUGUCUCUCCUUUCGAAAAUGAUGGAGAAUUUUUACUUUUCAUUGUUUUUACUGAAAUAAAAUUCAUCAGCUUAAAAAGAUCUAAAAGCAGAUUGCUGAAUGAUAUUUCCAGGUUUUAUUUUUAACUGAUGUGUCCCCCUGUGACUCAAUGGCUUUUAUACAGGACUAUUCCUCGUUAAAAAUUCAUGGAGAGAAUUGUGUGUGGAGAGUGGAUGGGAAUCAAAAUGUGGGAUGGUUUUAAGUCCAUCCACUUCAGGAACCUGAAGCAUCAUUUAAGAAACCAGCAAGAAAACAAAACUAAUUUUGAAAGACAUAAUCUGUGUAAUAUGGAGAAAUCUAUUAAGAUUUUUCAGGUUUCGUAUGUCAAUAAAACAUUGCUUGAAGUCUGUGCAAGCUACUUCUGUUCUAGGGAAACUGUCAGCAAGAUUAACUUUUCCAAAAACCAGUGGUAAGAUUUAAUAUUCACUUCCCUUCCCCAUAUUGUUUUCUCUUGGAAAAGGUAUACUAAGGUUUUGUGUCAGGUGGUGGUCAUUGAAAAGUCUUAUAUAAUGUAAGUAAUGUUCAUGAACUUGUCUGAGUGUUAUUAUUUUCAUUAUUCAGGACAUUUUCUGUAUAAAGUUAUGAGCUUUAUCUUCCUUAUGUAGGCCAUUUAGCUUAACUGUAUUAAGGUAAAAGGUCUGUAUCUAAUUUAAAACUUAAAACCAAAAACAUUUUUCCAAAAUACAGUUAGUACUUGUAAGGAGGCCAUGAGUAGGCCAUGCAUAUAAUUUAGUGCUGGAAAAAUAAUUUCAUAUAUACUUUAAUUGAAAGAAUAUUGAGCUUAUGACCCUUGAAUAUAAAAGACAACAUUAUAAACUCCAUUACAUCUUCUGUAUCUCAAACAUCAUGUCAGUCAUUCAUUUGCAUGUGAACAUCACCCAUGAAAUUAUAGAAUUCAGCUUCAUCUAGCAUUUAUUAUAGUACAUAAGAAUAUAUAGUGCAGUAUUCUAAUGUUACAUUAGAUCUCAAAUAAUCAUGGUUGCUGUCAAGAGGAUGGCACACAAUAUGGAUACUUUAAAUUAUUUCCCAUUGAAAAGCAAAAAUGAAUGACUUACAUAUUAAAGUUAAAUUUCUGAAUAGAAAGAAUCCAAGGCUUGUCAUUUUAAUUUUUUUUUUUUUUUUUUUUUUUUUUUUGUGCUAGUGAUCCGGGAUGCUCUUGCGUAGUGAUUCUUAAAUUUGGGACUGUGUGAGAAUCAAGUUUCUAAACCCUCUUCAACCUACUGAAUUAGAAUCCAUGGGCACGGGGCUAGAAAAUUUCUAAUUUUUAAAAUUUCCCUAGCUGAUUCUGAUAUAUUCUAAAAUUUGAGAACAACCAGUCUUGGGAAAAUAUUACUCCUAUGAUUUUAGAUUUUUGUUUGUUUCUCUGAAUGUUGUGGGUUUUUCCCUGCAUUUGUGUUUUUGUUAGCAACCUUUCCCCUGGAUCUCACAAAAACUCGACUCCAAAUGCAAGGAGAAGCAGCUCUUGCUCGGUUGGGAGACGGUGCAAGAGAAUCUGCCCCCUAUAGGGGAAUGGUGCGCACAGCCCUAGGGAUCAUUCAAGAGGAAGGCUUUCUAAAGCUUUGGCAAGGAGUGACACCCGCCAUUUACAGACACGUAGUGUAUUCUGGAGGUCGAAUGGUCACAUACGAACAUCUCCGAGAGGUUGUGUUUGGCAAAAGUGAAGAUGAGCAUUAUCCCCUUUGGAAAUCAGUCAUUGGAGGGAUGAUGGCUGGUGUUAUUGGCCAGUUUUUAGCCAAUCCAACUGACCUAGUGAAGGUUCAGAUGCAAAUGGAAGGAAAAAGGAAACUGGAAGGAAAACCAUUGCGAUUUCGUGGUGUACAUCAUGCAUUUGCAAAAAUCUUAGCUGAAGGAGGAAUACGUGGGCUUUGGGCAGGCUGGGUACCCAAUAUACAAAGAGCAGCACUGGUGAAUAUGGGAGAUUUAACCACUUAUGAUACAGUGAAACACUACUUGGUAUUGAAUACACCACUUGAGGACAAUAUCAUGACUCACGGUUUAUCAAGUUUAUGUUCUGGACUGGUAGCUUCUAUUCUGGGAACACCAGCCGAUGUCAUCAAAAGCAGAAUAAUGAAUCAACCACGAGAUAAACAAGGAAGGGGACUUUUGUAUAAAUCAUCAACUGACUGCUUGAUUCAGGCUGUUCAAGGUGAAGGAUUCAUGAGUCUAUAUAAAGGCUUUUUACCAUCUUGGCUGAGAAUGAAAGGUAAAAGAGUUCUUCAAAUUCAGCUGCAUACCACCAGCUCUCCCAACCUCAGACGGUGGGCAUUUCUGGAUGGAUGGCUGCGGUUAUGGAUAAAGGCUGUAACUGUUAACACAGAAAAACAUGAAAAGCUCAGGCCCAAGAAAGGCCUUGGAGCCAGCCAAACAGAAUUUGUUCUAAUGGACAUGGAUGAUGUUGAACAGAAAAAAGUUUACAAGUGCUUUGUGGUUGCACUAAUGUAUACUCACUGCCAUUUUAAGAGGGGGAAGUACACUUUAAAAUAUAUUUGAAUGUCAUGUACUGAUAUGCAGUAGCUUAUUGUUUUUCUAGUUGCAGAGAAUGUGAAGUUUAAUCUCUUAAAAUAUUUAGAUCGUCUACUUUUUCAUUGAAUUUGUCAAUAUGUAAUUGCAUUGUAAAAUAUUUUAUAUAUAUAUAUAUAUAUGCUUAACUUCCCAAGUGUUCUGCAUUGAACCACUUAGGGAAAAUUUUGUUUUUUUUAUGUUUUGUAAUUUUUUAAAUUAAGUAAAGACUGGAUCAAAAUAAUUACAUCCAAACUAGACCGUGAACAA